UGAUUAAAGUACAGUGUCAUUGCGCAAUGUCAAAGUUGUCACUUGUCACACGAUAGAGUAAAAAUUUUAACGCAUCUCUUACUGUAAAUCGAACAACAAAGCAAUUUUGCUACUUUUUUAUCUCUGCGCUUGCUGCAUCGUAUCGCGCAAUAGACUUCGUGUGCCAGGUACCGAGCCCUGUGGCAUUCUUACAGUCGAUUACGAAUUGUUUUUCUAUAUCUACUUAUUACAAUUAAACAUAAUUUUAUGCAGUGUAGUUGUACAAAGCAGUUGCGAAUCGCGGCCUGUGCCUCUCAGAGUCGGUUACCUGUCGCCGAGACGGUAGAUCAAGACCAGUUUCACUAACUUUCAGUUCUUGAAUCUUGGUGCAUUUUUCGGUGUUCGUCAUCCUUCGUCGAUAAAGCAAGCUAUCUCGUUUGGUUCCAAUUGCCGACAUCAUACCCCGUGCCAGACAUUGUGGUUUUCGUUGGUGGAUUGUUGCAUGAUCGUGGUGCGCGCGGCAAAUUCGCGAUAACUGCAUAAUUCCAAAUUUUUUAAAUCAUGGAAAGCGGCGAUAGUUCCUUUCCUUGUAAGACGGGAGUUGAUAUUUACAACUGGUCCAAGACGUUCUCCUGCACACCGGAGAUGUUCUGUGAACCAACCAAUGUGGAUGAGUUAAAGCAGAUUUUGCUUCAUGCUCAAUCCAAGAAGCGGACUGUUCGAGUAAUGGGCGCUGGGCAUUCGCCAUCGGAUAUCGCAUUUACUAAUGACAUUUUGGUAUCCAUGAGGAGAAUGAACCAUUUAAUCAGCGUUAACAAGGAGUUAUGCCAGGUUACGGUGGAAAGUGGAAUGUUGAUUGACGAACUAAAUCCUUUAUUGACAGAAAAUGGACUGGCUCUCAGCGUUUUGCCAUCGGUUUCGGAUAUGUCCAUCGGUGGAGCCGUCGGAACCGGAACGCACGGGAGUGGAAUUAAUUAUGGCACAUUAUCUUCGUAUGUCACCGCAUUAGAUCUGUUGAUUGCGGAUGGCACAGUUCUGCACUGUUCCCGAGAGGAAAACAGUGAGGUAUUCCUGGCGGCGGCAUGUGGAUUGGGAGCAAUGGGAAUCGUUAUUCAAUUAACUCUACAAUGUGAACCUCGAUUCAAUUUAACACAAAAACAUUAUGGCGAAAAAAUGAGUACGGUUUUGGCAAAUUUGGAUCAGCACCUGAAAAAUUCAGAACACUUCAAAUUUAUGUGGUAUCCACAUACGGAUGAUGUCAUCGUGUGCGAAAUAAAUCGGACACCCUACAAUAAGGUACGGCGUGUCCAGAUUACCAAAGACAAACUGCUCUGGGAGAGGUUUUGGAUGAUCCUUCUGUUCUUAAGCACUUAUCUGAUUGAAUUUCUGUAUUGGGUUAGCACGUUUAUCCCAGGCAUUACAGCGUAUAUUAAUCGUUUGGCAUUCCAUCUUCAUAAAGGUCCAACGGAGGUGGACGAUGUCAGCUAUCGUAUUUUCAAUUUCGAUUGUCUGUUCCAGCAGUUUGUGACAGACUGGGCAAUACCAAUAGAGAAGACUGGUGAAGCGGUUACGCAUUUGAAAGAGUGGCUAGACACACAGGAUGAUACGGUAGUGGCGCAUUUUCCGGUAGAAGUCAGAUUUGUGAAGAAGGACGAUAUGUACAUGAGCCCGGCAUAUGGACGGGAUACAGCCUUCAUCAAUAUCAUUGUUUACCGACCAUACGGUAAGGAAAUCAUGAAGGAUCAGCUAUGGACGUACUACGAAAACCUUAUGGAAAAGCAUGACGGAAGACCGCAUUGGGCUAAGGAGCAUAAAGUAGAUGGUUCCAAAUUGGUCAGAAUGUAUCCUCAUUUCAAGGACUGGUGUCGGAUACGGGAAAACCUGGAUCCCAACCGAAUUUUUGUCAAUCGCUAUAUCUCGCAGUUGCUUGGCUCUGAUGCAUCACAAUCCAUGUUGUGAAACACAUUUGUUUAACUUUGCGUAAAAUAUUGUAUCUUGGUAAUCACUUGUUUUGUGGUCAUACCGAAAACUUUUUACCGGUGGAUAAAUUAUUGCCUAACUGACGGCUGCUUUUAAAUUUUGAUCUUUUAUCGUUGGAGUUUAAAAACGGAUGUUGGACUUUUAUUACUGCGUUGAUGCGUGCAUUAUGAACAGUGUUGUUGAAGCACGGAACCAUUGAGUUACUCAUGGUAAUGUUUCAUAAUUCCGGUGAUUUUGAGACUGGCUAGGUAAAUUUGCCAGAAGGUUUGUUCUUAACAAAGUGAUAUGGUUACUGAAAUUAUUUGUGCAUACAUACUCGCAGUCAGUUUUGUUUGGUGUCCUUUUUGUCUGUUAGUGUUUGUGUGAGCUGUUUGAUUAAUAAAAUCCCCCGCUAAGUA
Messenger RNA from Paramacrobiotus metropolitanus, 2357 nucleotides. RefSeq names its product L-gulonolactone oxidase-like. Gene Ontology annotation, cellular component: membrane. Gene Ontology annotation, molecular function: D-arabinono-1,4-lactone oxidase activity; FAD binding. The coding region runs from base 541 to 1938 and encodes 465 amino acids. The record is from RefSeq and is a predicted model, not a curated record. The transcript is spliced from 11 exons. NCBI's taxonomy places the organism in Eukaryota, Metazoa, Tardigrada, Eutardigrada, Parachela, Macrobiotidae.